AUGAAAGGAGUGAUUAUCUUUACAACUAACAUAAUGAGAAGCACUGGAUUCUAUACAGAUGCCCUUGGGCUGAAAUGUCAGCAUCUUUCUGAAGUAUUUGCAGAAUUUCAUGAUGAAAAAGGAAAUAUGAUCAUGCUUAGACACACAGAUUCAAUAGCCUACUGCAACUCAGGAUUUAAUCCAGUACUUCUAUUUGAAAAAAGAAAUUUUGACGAAACACUUGCCAAUGCAAUCAAAUACGGGGCAAUAAAGGAUGGCGAGCCUGUAAAUUCUGAAAGCGGAAAAGUUGUAUAUUUAAAAUCACCUGAUGGGUACUCUUUUGCAUUAAAAGAGUUCCAGGAAGAAAUCCAAGAAGAAAAACCUCAAAAAACUGAUACAAGUCCAGUCACGGAAGAACUUCAAAAGCUAUUCCAAAAAUUAAAAAUUUAA
Blepharisma stoltei is the source of this 429-nucleotide messenger RNA. The record is from the annotation of a GenBank genome assembly. NCBI's taxonomy places the organism in Eukaryota, Ciliophora, Heterotrichea, Heterotrichida, Blepharismidae.